Molecule: messenger RNA, 4403 nt
Organism: Linum trigynum
Lineage: Eukaryota; Viridiplantae; Streptophyta; Magnoliopsida; Malpighiales; Linaceae
Source: the annotation of a GenBank genome assembly
CUAUACCAGUAACCUAAUUUUAAUGGUCAGUUGACUUUAUGAUAACACAUAAAUGAGUGUUAUUUGUCUUCCAAAAUUUUGGUUUUUUCAUGUCAUAUUGUGUAUCUACCUGUAUUUGAACUCGCAUUUAUCCUUCAUUUGCUUCCUAUCAUGUAAAUUAACUCUAUCAAGUUAAGGUGUGUGGGCUUAAAAUAUUUAAGGAAGAAUAGAAUUUCAAGUGUAGAGAAAAGUGCAAGAAGAGUUCGCAUGCAAAAUUCAAAACAUCACGAUCGAGAAUUCCAAAUUGUGAUCACGAAGUUCAUGGGAUAUGUGAAAGCUCAAAACCCAGGAUCUGUUCGCUUUCAUGGGAUAUGUCAAAUAUAGCAAAUAAAUUUUCACUCUCACUAUGAUACUAUCAUCGAAGCUACAAUUAAUUGAUUCUGCUACUGGCAUUGCUUCUUCAUUAGGUCUCCGGAGUCAAAUCAUUGGAUUCUAUGUUGGUGUUGGUUACUUGCUGCCAUUUGAAGAGAAAGGUGCACCAGAGUGUUUGGGGGGAAAGUGAUCGAUGCUGAACAAUUAAUUUAUUCCUUUCGUUAUGAUAGUUGUUUCUAAUGGGUAGCCAGAUUAGAUUUUGCUUCGGUUUUUGCCUUGGUUCAAGUGUAGUAAUGCUUGGUAUCUGUAGGUGAGGAGUGAGUCUCUUUUCUUGUAUUUUCGAGUUUUGCUUUGUCCAGUCGUGCAUAAUGAGAAUUAAGAUUAAUUAUCGAGAAAAAAUAGUCUAAUAAAAAAUUCAACAAAUUGGUCUAGUGAUAAUACGGGGAUAAAACAUCCUUCAUCCAUCAGUUCAAAUAUUGGAAGCAACAACCAAGGAAAAAUAUAAAAGAAUAAGAAAAGACCAUCAAAGUCAAUAUAAUUUGCCAAAUUAAAAAAAAAAGACCGAGAUACUAGCGUAAAAUUAAAAGUUAUAAUACUUUGGUCUACGCAAUAGCAUAAUGUAAAUUCCAAGAAGUUGGCCAAGGAGCAAUAAAAAAUAGCAAAAAAGAAAAAGACUAUCCAAGUCAAUAUAAUUAGCCGAAUUAAAAAAGACUGAGGUCACUUGCAGAAAAUUAAAAGCUAGAAUAUAAUUUGGUCUAUGCAAUAGCAGAAUAAGAAAAGUCUAUCCGAUCAGGCUUAUUAUAAAAAUAAAAAUAAAGUCUAUCCAAGUCAGUAUGAUAAUCCAUAUUGUUUUUUUUUUAUAAAUAAUCCAAAUUGUUGGUCAUGAUUCAUGACAUUUAAACAAGGAAAACGAAAAUGAUUCCCUAGCUACCAUUUACCUAAUUAUUGGUCAGUUGACUCUCGUAUUUAAUAUAUAUUGGUUUAUUUCAGUAAAAUAAAGGAUGGUUCUAUUGUACACCACACAAAAACUAGUAUAUGUUGGACAUCACAAUCUACAUUGUAUGUGUUCAUAUCAAUGGCCAGGACAAUUGUGGGUUAUUUUUUUUUUAUAAAAUAAAUUAUCGCAUUUAUGCUGACCGUUCAUAUGGAUUUGUAAGGUAAAGAUUGGCUGGUUUACGACAUACACCGAUUUUUUACUGGUGUAUACACUUGGUCGUCAUACACACUAUCUCAGAUCAGACCCGUCAGUCACACCUCCUUCCUUUAUAUGUCCUAAUCCACCAUCAUCUCCCAAUGAAUCAAACCAAGGCAAGCAAAAUAUACAUAUCAUCAUCAGUUAAUCAAGAUGGGAGCGUCGUACGAACUCAAGUCCCCAAAACAGUUCGUAGCUUCGUCGGACAAAUCAAAAAUAGAUGUCUACGAGCUGACGAGAGACACAAGCACGACGAACGCGUCCAACGUCAGAAUCAGCGACUGGAAGAAGGUGGCGACCGUACUGGCCGCCGCUUCCGCAGGCUGCAGACCACCACCGAGUGACGACGACGCCAUCAACAAGAAGGGGCCGGCGCCGCCGCCCCAGCCGCACGACGCGCUGAAGGUUUUCAGCAGAGAGAUCAAGGGCCAGGCGCUGCGCAACCUAGCGGACGACCUGGUGCAGUCGCGGCUGCUCAUCAACCGCGAAGGCUUCUGCUUCAUCGACGCCACGACACUCGUGGACCCCAAGUUCGGGGUGCAGUAUUUCCGGGCCCAGGACCUGUUCGCUUGGUCCCAGUACGGGGUCGACGACGACGAGGAUAAGACGACCACGUGGAACCCGUGCGACAUGCACGCGGCUGGGGCCGUUGUUCUGGACUACGGGGAGAUGGUGAGGGAGAAGGAGGAGCGAGUGUACCAGCUGCGGUACAAGGAGUAUCGCGACGAGGAGAAGAAGCUGGAGCAGGCACACAAAGAGCUGGAGGAGUACCAGAAUCUGAACUACUGGGGCGCCCCUCCGCCCUCGAGGCUGGUGUUGGCGGCGGAGGCUUUGAUCCCGGCCCUUCAGCGACGGCGUCGAGUGUGCACGCUACCACUAAGAGUGGGGUCACCGUCAGCUACCAGUCGCUUCUGGUCCAGUGGGCCUCCGUUGGACGGAAAAUCGGGGGUGAACAACUUGGUGGUGGUCGAUCAAGAGGUUGACCAGCAGGCGUCUGGCACGAUGGAUGGCGAGACGAGAGACGGGCGUUUCGACGCUGGGAACUGGUGGUAUGUAAGGACCACACAUCCGGACGGGGGAACGACGCUGGUUGCGUACUACGAAGGGAGCUUCGCUCAUGCGGAGGUGUACAAUGGCUACACGGGGCGGCGAGAGCUCGUUCCCCUGCCCUACGCGAUUGAUUCCAAUUUCAGGAGCGACACCCGUUUCUACCUGGCUUGCUUGUCUUCUCUCCUCCUCAGGAUUGUCGUUAUCCUCGUCUAAUCAUCAUCAUCAUCAUGCCGCAAAACAGCUAGCGGCGGCUUCAGUUUCCUCAUUUUUGUUUUGAUUAUAUUAAUCGUAUCAUGCAGACACAGAACCAACAUGAAAAAGUCAGUUUUUCUUUUUCAUUUGCUGUCAGUGAGACUUAAUUCAACCCGGUUUGAUUGCAACUAAGGCUGGGAAACAGUCCGGUUUGAUUUAAAUCGGACCGAUUGACCUGGUUUUUUACAACCGUAUUGGCCAACUCCACAACCGAAGACGGAAUUGGAUUAUUACAUGGUUCAACCGUGACCGGACUGGAUUGAAUCCGGUUUCAACCCAAAAACCGGAUCACCUUCUUCCAUCUCAAACACUGCCGUUUGAAGUUUGAACACAAAAAAUCACUAACCCCCCAAUCCCCACGCCAUUCCAAAAUCUUCCUUCUCUCUCAUUACAACCCAAGUCUUCCUUCUCUCUCAUUCUUUCUAUUUCUCCUUCCAAUUUCCAUCUUUCUACUUCUCUUGGGACGACAAUAAGAAACCCAAAUCCCACCCAUCCCAUCCCUUUCCUAUUAUGUUACUCUUUAAAUCUUAACCCAUCAAGAAAUUAGGGGGGGGGGGGGGGGGGGGGGGGGGGGGUGGUGGUGGUGCCAAAAAGGGGGCGGGUCUUGCAUGCUUUGCUAUGGGAGAGAUCCAGAGGAAGUCAUGUCAUGCAUGUUUCGAUCGGAGAAGAAGCAGAGCGACGGCCACUUCAAAUCGGCUGGUGAGGCUGAGAAGAGAGAGGAGACCUGCGGCCGUUCCAAAUCGGUUUUCUCGUCGUCAUGGCCGCCGCCAUGGAGUCGAAUGAGAGGCAAGCGGAGAGGAUGGGUGAGAUGAGAGCGCAGAGUGAGAAGAGAGAGGGAGGGUUUCGAUUUGGGUGUUGACGGCAGGGUGGGAAUUGGGAGGGUGAUGGUUUUUUUUUUUCUUUGCCGCUAGGAAGAGACCUACAUCUUAGAUAAGGGAAGAGAUUGGAGAAGCACGACUGCUUUCCAGGUUGGGGAGACGAUUUAGGGUUAUGUAGUUGGGCCUUGAGAAUUUGGGCAGGGAUGGUGUGGCCUGUAGUUGGGCCUGGGCCUAAGUUGCUGAAGCAGGUGGGCUGGCUGGAGAGAAAGAAUGGGCUGAAGUUGGGCUACCCGGUUUUUUCGGUUUUAACCGGAUCGGACCGGAUUGUGAACAUAGCAACCGCAAACUGGAUUGGGCUAAUUGGAUUCCGGUUUCCGGUCACAACCGGGACGAUUUAAACUGGUCGGUUUCCGGUUUGACCGAAAAACUGGGGCCGAAUUUCCAGCCCUAAUUGCAACCAUCACAGCUAGUUGGACUUCUUUGUCUUAUUUGCAACUAUAUGAGAAUGAGAAGAGGAAAUCACUUUCCUCACUUUCAAUUUUGCCAAUGCAAAUAGUUUUUUUUUUUUACGCAAAAUUGAUUUGUGUAGCUAAAACUUUCAUGUUUGUGACAGUAAUAGCCACUUUUGACGAAAUACCAAAUAUAGCCAGAAUUUUGAAAGUUUCAUGACAAAUAUAGCCAUUUCCGUUAACAUAUUUUAACAGCGUUAGUGACACCGUUAAUCAAAUUAACAGAAUGCU